Molecule: messenger RNA, 327 nt
Organism: Paracoccidioides brasiliensis Pb18
Exons: 2
Coding region: 1-327 (108 amino acids)
Source: RefSeq, a predicted model, not a curated record
AUGGCAUCGUAUGGCCCCACUUCCGCACGGAGAAUGCGAGUCGUGUUCGAGAACGAUUCCACCAUUCGAAAAAACACACGACCAUUCCGAUUCCCAGAAUCCUUGGAGGCCAGAGUGUUUAGUGAGUGUGAUAAGUAUUGGAUUUUGAUGAGCCGGAUGCCUGGAAUUAGUUUAGAUAAAGCGUGGUCGGGCAUGAGCGAGGACGCGCGGAGGGUGACUCUCAGCCAGCUGAAGUCCUAUUUCAAGCAGCUACACAGGUUAUUACCCCCAAAAUUCUGGCUGGAUUGGAUCAUGCACGGGGAACAGCUGCCUAUGACCACCGGUUGA